CGUGCUUGUCGAUGCCCCGGCAAAUGAAUUUGAAUUGAAGCAUGUCCGGGGCCGGGGGUCGUGCCGCCGUCACUCUUGGACUUCGUCUACUCUUAUUAAUGUAUAUGGAAAGCUUCGAAUAAACAGCCCGUUCCCACAGUCAAGUUUUUUUGAGGUCCUCUGUUUCGUACGCACACGCUCUUUCUUUGAUCUCACGUUCACUGUCGCUCUCUCUAUCCGUAACAACUGUCAGCGAUCAGGCCCAACUGAAGGCGUCCCGAGCGCGGACAUGCAAGUCCCAAACCUGACGUCUGGGAUGAGCUGCCAUGACCGACUGAAGGCUACUCAGCGAGGUCUCUGCGGCCUUGGGAUGACGGACGAACCGAUCCUGGACCACCCACCAGAGUGUUGUCGCGGGGUACUUGCGGCGGCCUGGCCAGUAUAGCUGCGACAGCUCUCCUGGCAUCAAGUUCAAAAGAUCCACUGCUCCCAACGCCCCGCCACGCGUCCAGACGGCGCCACGGGGCCGCUCACGUUAGAUUGGUCCGUCCCACCACCACCAACCAUGAUGGAGCCAUCACUACAGCGCAAGCACCCUUGUUCAAGCUCGCAACCCGCGCCUCGACCCAUGCCAUUGUACCGCGACGACGCAUCAGUUCAACGGUCCCUCCCAUUGUCUCUUUUGCCGCCGGCCCUCUUCCCUCUCUUCCUCCGUCGUCUCUCCAUUGCGCAAUAAUUCAUAGCAUUUCCCCCCCGACGAUCAAGGAAUAGCUACCAACGACCACCACCCACGAGCAUCAUGGCGACCUCGAGCCGCGCACCACGGCCACCACAGCACCAGCUGCUGCUCCUCCAGCUGCUACUCUUUCUCCUCGCGUCCACGACCGUUUAUGCCAACGUCGAAAAGAUCAUCUUCGACGCCCCCACGCCCGCCAAUACCCCCCUCGCCAAGCCCUCGCUCGCCGACCUCAACCUCCACGCCCUCACCCCCGACACGCUCACCCUGCGCACGACCCUCGACCGCGUCUUCCCCGUCGACAAGGGCAACUCGUCCCAGGGACGCUCGUCGUGGGUACUGCUCGACAACCUGGUCGAGGGCCAGCGCUACGAGUUCCAUGUCUCCUGGGCCGCCAAUGAACCUACCCUCUUCGCGUUGGACUCGCAUGAGCUCGACACCGUCUGGGACACGCCCGAGCUUAUCCAGUCCCUGGCAGAGUAUGCCGCCUCCCGCCAGCCUGGCAACAAGUCGGACGCGCAGGAGCCCGCGCCGCAUAAAGCUUCAUCCAACAAGUCGGGGGCGCGGAAGGCGUCUGUGCUACUUGUCCACAUUCGCGCCGCGGCAGAUUACUUUGUCGACGAUGUCGAGCUCAUGAAGAACCCUCCACCCGUCUUGGUAGAUCUUGUGCUUGACCCUUUCGUGUUUAACUUGGCCAAUCAGUCGCUUAUGCCCACCGUGGGUUACCUCAUCGUCGUCGGCGUCGUCACCUGGUUCGCAUCAAGAUGGAUCGCAUCCCGUCUUCAGUCUGUUGCCGGCUCCUCGGAAGACCAGACAUUAAAGCAGACUAAGAAAAACUAACGGUUAAGCUCAUUGCUGCCAAACUUUCCACUCUCCUCAGUCUUUCACCCCGCCACUCUUUGAUGGACGACCACAUGCGAUAUAUACACG
Purpureocillium takamizusanense is the source of this 1645-nucleotide messenger RNA. RefSeq lists its product as uncharacterized. The coding region runs from base 779 to 1555 and encodes 258 amino acids. The transcript has 2 exons. Gene Ontology annotation, molecular function: mannosyltransferase activity. Lineage: Eukaryota; Fungi; Ascomycota; Sordariomycetes; Hypocreales; Ophiocordycipitaceae. Gene Ontology annotation, biological process: GPI anchor biosynthetic process. The record is from RefSeq and is a predicted model, not a curated record. Gene Ontology annotation, cellular component: mannosyltransferase complex; endoplasmic reticulum membrane.